Molecule: messenger RNA, 3875 nt
Organism: Doryrhamphus excisus (bluestripe pipefish)
Lineage: Eukaryota; Metazoa; Chordata; Actinopteri; Syngnathiformes; Syngnathidae
Product: transmembrane protein 151B
Source: RefSeq, a predicted model, not a curated record
AUUGAGCAUGUCUGCUUGUAUUGGGACAUUUUCAAUCCCACUACAGGCUUUACAGUUUUGCUGACUGCACGAUGGUCAACCUUUGCUGCCUUUGCUGCGGUGAAAUCCCUCAACCCCGCCCCCCUCGGUCGGACCAGCCGGGACCACCGCGGGAUCCCCACUGCACUGUGCAGCUGCAGCCUGCCAGCAGUAACAACAGUGCGGGGCUGACGGGGAAGCCUAAAGGGGCAAAACAGAGAGAGGGAGAGAGAUAGAUAUAUAUGCACGAUGCAAGGACAAUCCAACAAAUAAAUACAAAGGGAGUGAUUGUGCACUUGCUGUCUGACAUGCAAGAAGUGCAGGAUGCUCUCCUCCGACCUGGACUCCGCGGAAGACACCGAGGCCAGUGUUCUCAAUGAUGCUGAGGAAGAGGAGCAGGAGGAGGACUCUCCGGCUGAGAGUGAUGUGGAGGAGCAACGCCCAGUCAAGCAGUCACUGGGAGCCUGCGUGUGCCGAGAGUCUCACUGGCGCUGCCUGCUGCUCUCCUUGCUCAUGUACAGCUGCCUGGGUGCCAUCAGCUGGUGCCAAGUGAGUCGGGUCACAAAGAUCAACUUCAACUCUGCCCUCACCUCUACCUUCUCGGCUUCCCUUUCCUCUUCAUUGCAAAGGAGCUCCGGAAUGGGACCUGGAGGCCACUCCAUGAUCUACCAUGACAGUCCCUGCUCUGACGGCUACAUCUACAUCCCCUUGGCUUUCCUGUUCAUGCUCUAUGUGUUGUACAUGGUGGAGUGCUGGCACUGCCGGGCCCGUAGCAAGCUGCAGUACAAAGCGGAUGUAGACAGCGUGUAUGAACGCGUGGUGCGCAUGCAGCAAGCUCAGCCUUGCAUUUGGUGGAAGGCCAUCAGCUACCACUUUGUGCGCAGAACGAGACAAAUCACCCGCUACCGCAACGGGGACGCUUACACCACCACGCAGGUGUACAACGAGAGAGUCAAUACACAUGUAGCUGAAGGAGAGUUUGACUACAGCCGCUGUGGCAUGAAGGAUGUGUCACGUGACCUCAGAGGGUUGGAAGAGCAUCCUGCAACCCGUCUGCAGUUCACCAAGUGUUUCAGCUUCACUGAGGCCGGCCCGGAGAAUGACUACCUCAAUCAGCGAGCGAGGUUCUUCUCAGAAAUUGAAGGUUUGGAUGACUACAUGGAGGCCAGGGAAGGCAUGCAGCUGAAGAACGUGGACUUCAGGGAGAACCUAAUAGCGUACGUACACCCAGAUAAGAUGCCCUGGUACACAUCUCAGGUGGCUUUCUGGCUGGCUGCUCUCUUCAUGCUCUCCUGGCCUCUGAGAGUCUUCAUAGAGUACCGUACUGCAUACGUGCACUAUCGCAUCGAGAAGCUAUUUGGGAUGGACUACACCUCCCCGUUAGAUGAAGACAGGAAUGUUAGCAGCGGCUGUGCUAUUCCCAGAGUUGACACGCUGGACAGCACGGAAUUGGAAUGGCACAUCCGCUGCAACCGCCAGGUGAUCCCCAGCUACUCCGAGGCCAUGCUGAUAAACAUGAGCACGGCUGACUCCGACUCUUUGCAUGACACUGAAUGCACCACAUCCUCCAACUGCUACCUUCUGGACAGCAGCCCCACCACCCAGAGCUACGGAGCGCUACAAAGUCAGUCGGAGCAAGUCAGCGAGAGGAGCGCACGGGAAGGUGGGCGCAGGAGGAUGAGGAGGAGGACCAUCACCAGCUCCAGCUGCUCCUCCCUUUUCUCCUGUCAGGGGGCACGCUUCCGCUCCCGCUUGUCCUCUGCCACAUCCCGCUUCUCUCUCUGCCGUAUGUAUGGCUCACGUCGCACGGUGGCUCUGUGGAGGAGCCGGAGUAGCAACAUGACGGACCCCUGCUGCAUGAACGAGCAGGGGGGACACUCAGACUCCAGUCAGCUGGCCCUCAGCGACAGUCCACCCAAUUACAGCGAUGCAAGGUUCUUUCCUGUUCUGAUAGUGCAUGGACAUGAUGGCUGCGGAGGCGAGAAUGGCGGAGAGGCGCAAAGUAGCCGCAUACGAAGAGGCUCGUCAUGUGUGGAGACGGCUCUGUGAAAUUUACUGGUGAGGCCAGGGGUGUCCAAACCUUUUUUUUUAACUGAGGACCGCCUAUUGGAAAAUGAAAGGACCCAGUAGGCCAUUUUUCAUAUUUGUCUAAAACCCAUCCACUAUGACCAAAAAUUAUACAUACAGGUGCAUCUCAAUAAAAUACAAUAUCUUUGAAAAGUUAAUUUCUUUUCAAUAGUAUAGCUUUCAGCUAAUAAAAACCCCAAAUUCAAAAUCUAAUAAAUAAAAAAUCUAUACCAUACCAUAGGUAUGAAUGUGAGUGUGGUUGUUUGUCUAUAUGUGCCCUGUGAUUGGCUGGCGACCACUCCAGGAUGUAUCCCGCCUCUCGCCCGAUGACAGCUCGGAUAGGCUCCAGUACCCCUGCGACCCUCUUGAGUGAACUUGAAAAUGAAUGAAUAAAUGAAUGUGUAAAAAACUGUCAGUAAGUUCCAUAUCAUAAACUACAUCACACGCCAAUCAGUUAAAAGACUGCAAAACCUUUCUGAGUUUUUAAUUGGUCUCUUAGCAUGAAUUAAACUCAAAUAACAUUUUCACAAUAUUUAAAUCCAUUGAGAUGCAUCUGCAUGUUAAAAAACAGCAUGCAUGCCAUUUUCUCAUUACGUUAUGCCUCUGCUAUUUUUGUUGUAUUUCUUUACUUGUAGGAUGUGCCACGGGCUAAUAAAAAAAUAAUUCCUAGACCACAAAUGGCCCCCUGCGCCACACUUUGGACACCCCUACCUACAGAAAUAAAUCUCUCAGUAAAUGCCACUGUAAAUAUGAAGUAUUAAAAUGUUUUCCUACCAAAACUGCUUCCUAUAAGGCCUGCUAACAUGUUGAUGGUGUCACACAAGGAUAUCUACAUAUAUGUCAUUUAGGCCUCCGUUAGCUUUGUUGUUGGCAACAGGCUACUUCCUGGUUCAUGGAGGUUAGCAGACCUUUAUUACCAGCGCCAUUAUAAUUUAGGGGCCUGGAUGGUUCCAUGGUUGCCAAAAUGUGAAAAUACACAUUGAUCCGGCUUCUCACCAAAAUUGAAUGGGUUCCAUGGAGACCAAUACAUCAGCCCUCUACCAAGUUGCGGAGUUUGAUAUUAUUUGCAUAAUCCUGUUAAAUGUAUCUGUCCUUUUAUAUGUUCUACUAUGUCAAAAUGAUUGCUGCGCAAAACGUAAUUCAAAUAACAUUAUCAGUUUUUGCAGUAUUAUUUCUAUUAGGAUGGGAGAAUGUCUGUCUGAAUGUUGUGAACUCCUGUUUCCAUGGCGGUGUUGCAUUGAGCAGAAUAAUGCAACCUGGAGGAGUUAUAGCAUUGAUGUAGCUCAGCUUCCCAUAGUUGAUGCCAUUCUGAUCUUUAUACAGCAAGUUAGUUGACCCUGGGAUUACACUGAAUAUUUAUCGUGAGAAUAUCUGCUCUUGCAAGAAACUGAAGUGGACGCUCGCCGCAGUCAUUGUGAGUGGCAUUUUGCGGCAAGCAGACCUGAAUCGGGACUGGAGCUACAACGGAUUCAGUGUGAUCCCGGCUUGAGACUGAAUCAACAAUGCUCUGCUGGUUGUUGCCAAGUAGUACAUCCUUCGGUCCUAAGACUUUUGCACUGUACUGUACCUGUACUGUACUUUUUGAAUCAGAUGUCAUUCUAUAUUUGACCACAUAUGUGUGUGUUAUUUUGCCCGAUUAAUCUAGUUAAAUUGUUACUAAUUGUCCAAGAACAGGAAAGGGCUGCACAUUUUUAGUAAAGGUAUUAUUUUUCAAGAAGAGAAAACACAUUUAAGAUGGGUCCUUUCUCCCUUCUAAACAGAAACGAGAGAUCAUGUGAAGUGAACUAUAA